CCCGCACCUUCGCUUUUUUUCCCUCUGCACCGACCUCAGAGGAUAGCGCCCACUCCUCCUCAAACCCACAUCGUCCGCUCCCCCCUCCCUGCAGCCCGCGCAACUCCACCCCUCCCCGACCUCAAAAUGGAUUCUGCCGGAAACAACAUCCGCGUCGUCUGUCGCUUCAGACCCCAGAACAGCCGUGAAAUCAAGGAGGGAGGUGUCCACAUCGUCUCCUUCUCGGAGGACAUGACCACGGUCAAUGUCGAGAGCAAAGAAUACCCCGGCACAUAUGCGUUUGACCGAAUCUUUGACUGGGAUACCAACCAAGCGCAAGUGUUUGAGUAUGCCGCCUCGGCUGUCGUCGAAGAUGUUAUGAAGGGAUACAACGGAACCAUCUUUGCCUAUGGCCAGACCGGUAGUGGCAAGACACACACGAUGAUGGGCAACAUGGAAGACGAGGAAUACAAGGGUCUCACCCCUCGUCUGGUCGAGAGCAUCUUUGCCACCAUCUACAACGCCCCGUCGAACCUCGAAUUCACUGUCAAGGUCUCCUACAUGGAAAUCUACAACGAAAAAGUCCGCGAUUUGCUGAAUCCCCAAAACGAUAACCUCCCGAUCCACGAGGAAAAGUCUCGGGGUGUCUAUGUCAAGGGCCUGCUCGAGAGCUUUGUUGGCUCUGUUGCCGAAGUGUACGAGGCCAUGAGACGCGGCCAGGCGGCCCGUGUCGUUGGCUACACCAACAUGAACGCCGAGAGUUCCCGCAGUCACUCCAUCUUUGUGAUCCAGGUUGGACUCAAGAACCUCACUGACGGCAGCCAGCGCACCGGCAAGCUCUACCUUGUCGAUCUGGCUGGCUCCGAAAAGGUCGGCAAGACCGGCGCCACUGGCCAGACCCUCGAGGAAGCCAAGAAGAUCAACAAGUCUCUUUCGGCCCUUGGCAUGGUCAUCAACGCCCUCACGGACGGAAAGUCUUCCCAUAUUCCCUACCGUGAUUCCAAGCUGACUCGUAUCCUCCAAGAGUCGCUCGGUGGUAACUCCCGUACCACCCUCAUCAUCAACUGCUCGCCGUCGUCCUUCAACGAGGCCGAAACGGUCUCGACCCUGCGGUUCGGUAUGCGCGCCAAGACCAUCAAGAACAAGGCCAAGGUCAACGCUGAGCUGUCGACGGUCGAGCUCAAGACACUGCUCAAGAAGGCCAAGGCCGACUUUACUCAGUUGCACAGCUACGCAGGCUCGCUCGAGGGCGAGAUCAGUCUCUGGCGCUCUGGCGUCGAGGUGCCCCAAGAGCAGUGGGUGCCCCUCAAGGGUAUCAAUGGAGACGAAGUCCCUCCCGUCGCGGCCCCCACUCCCUCGGUUACCCCUGCUCAGGCCGCCAACUUGGCCGAUAUCGCUGCCCGUGCCGCCACGCCUGCUCCCGUUGGCGUAACGGACGACGAGCGCGAGGAUUUCCUUCGCCGCGAGAACGAGCUCUCUGACCAGAUUGCCGAUAAGGAGGCCGAGCUCAAGACCAACCGAGAUCUGCUCGAGAGCUUGAACGAGGAGCUCGCCUUCCUCAAGACCAAGGACACUGAGCUUACCACCGAGAACAAGAAACUCGUCACCAGCGUCAACGAGGUCACCCUCCAGCUCGAAAAGGUCACCUACGAGAACAAGGAGAACAGCAUCACCGUCGACUCGCUCCGCGAGGCCAACCAGGAGCUGAACAAGGAGAUCGAGGGCCUCAAGAAGCAAGUCAUCGAGGCGCAGGCCUCCAAGCCCGUCGUUGUCGUCAACGAGGAGGACAAGGAGAAGAAGAAGCAGGAGAAGAUGGAGCAGAUGAUGGCCGAGUUUGAUCCCUCUGGCUUCAUGUCCGACAAGGAGAAGCAGAUCCGCGACACCCUUUCCAAGCUGGCCUACAUGAAGGAGAACUCGUCUCCUCCCACCGACCCCGCCGAGAUUGAGUCGCAGCACCGCGAGCUGCUCGAGGCAAAGACCCAGGUUGCCCAGCAGACCCAGAUCAUUGACGAGCUGACGACCAAGGCCAAGGCCGCCACAGACGAUGUGACUCUGCUCACCCAGCGCAAGCAGGAGCUCGAGCAGAAGCUCGCCAAUCUCGAGGCCGAAUACGAGGAGCUCCUCGACAAGACCAUCCAGGAAGAGGAGCAGAAUGCCAGCGUUGACAUUGCUGCCGUCAUCCAGGACCUCAAGAGCAAGCUCGAGACCCAAUAUGCCAACAAGCGCGAGCUGCAGGAAGGUGAAAUCGAGGACCUCAAGAACUCGCUUGUCAAGAAGGACCAGGAGCUCCAGAAGUCUCAAGCUGCCCUUGCCGAGCAGGUCAAGGCCAACGGCGAGCUGAAGACGGCCGCAGAGGCCCUUCGCCGCAAUGCGUCUCCGUCGCUGCCCGACAACGUCAAGAACGAGGAGAUCGAGAAGAUGAGACGCGUCAUGGCCCAGCAGCUGGCCGAGUUCGAUGCCAUGAAGAAGAAGCUCAUGCGCGAUCUGCAGAACCGUUGCGAGCGCGUUGUCGAGCUCGAAGUGUCGCUUGACGAGACUCGCGAGCAGUACAACAGUAUCCUCCGCAACAGCAACUCGCGCGCCCAGCAGCAGAAAAUGGUCUUCCUGGAGCGUAACCUCGAGCAGCUUACUAACGUUCAGAAGCAGCUGGUCGAGCAGAACGCCACUCUCAAGAAGGAGCUUGCUGUCGCCGAGCGCAAGCUGGUUGCCCGCAACGAGCGCAUCCAGAACCUCGAGACCUUGUUGCAGGAUGCCCAGACCAAGCUGGAGCUGCAAAACCAAAAGUUCGAGGCGCAGCUGACAGCGAUGCGCGAGAAGCUCCAGGAAGCCCGCUUCAAAUAUCCGGACGCCGGCUCCAACAGCUGGCUGUACUCUAGCAGAAUCGCCAAGCCCCUCCGCGGUGGCGGCGUUGCCCCCGUUGCCGGCGAGUUGGAUGAACCCAUCGACUUUGAUGGCAACAACGCCAACGGAAAGCGCGCCUCAUGGUACAUCAGCCUGCUCAAGCGAUAAGCUGCCACAGAAGCAGCCGCUAUCCGAGAGAGAUGUCCGCCACCGUUCCGGCCGGUUAAAAAAACGUCAAGCGCCGCUGAUGGGAGAUCCGCACGCA
Polychytrium aggregatum is the source of this 3085-nucleotide messenger RNA. Its product is annotated as P-loop containing nucleoside triphosphate hydrolase protein. The record is from RefSeq and is a predicted model, not a curated record. The transcript has 11 exons. Gene Ontology annotation, biological process: mitotic spindle organization; microtubule-based movement. NCBI's taxonomy places the organism in Eukaryota, Fungi, Chytridiomycota, Chytridiomycetes, Polychytriales. Bases 127 to 2988 code for a protein of 953 amino acids. Gene Ontology annotation, molecular function: microtubule motor activity; ATP binding; microtubule binding.